Frieseomelitta varia is the source of this 3879-nucleotide messenger RNA. RefSeq names its product structural maintenance of chromosomes protein 6 (gene SMC6). The record is from RefSeq and is a predicted model, not a curated record. The coding region runs from base 277 to 3489 and encodes 1070 amino acids. Gene Ontology annotation, cellular component: site of double-strand break; nucleus; Smc5-Smc6 complex. Gene Ontology annotation, biological process: double-strand break repair via homologous recombination. NCBI's taxonomy places the organism in Eukaryota, Metazoa, Arthropoda, Insecta, Hymenoptera, Apidae. Gene Ontology annotation, molecular function: damaged DNA binding; single-stranded DNA binding. The transcript is spliced from 19 exons.
UACAAUGGUAGUACAAGUUGAAUUAAAGUGACCAAGUUCUCUUUGGCGGGAAACGUUGGGACGCAGUUUUAUUCCGAAAAGUUCAUUGUUGCAGCGGUUCGAUGAUGAGUGAAAUAUUUUGAUUCGUCAAGAAGCAUCAUAUUUUCAUGAUAGUUCGAGAUUAUUUGUAGCAAAAUGACAAUUGGCAGGAAGAUGGUGUUUGUGAAACUUGUUGUUAUACGCCUACUUGAAUGAAUAUACGAUCUGUACGUUGCAAGAUUAUAAAACAUUUAAAUCAUGGAAAAUGAUACAAACAAUAAACGGAAAAGAAAAUCUGAAGCAAUGGAAUAUCAUAUGAAACGUUUCAAGGAGAAAGAAAAUAGUUUUUGUUUUACAGAAGAGUCUAGAACAGGUAAAAUAAAAAGGAUUCUUAUACGAAAUUUCAUGUGUCACGACGCAUUGGAAGUAAUAUUAAAUCCAAAUGUAAAUUUUAUUAUCGGACGUAAUGGAAGUGGCAAAAGUGCAAUAUUAACAGCUUUAACAGUUGGCCUUGGUGCUAAAGCAAAUGUGACGAAUCGUGGAGCCUCUGUAAAAAAUUUUAUAAAAAAAGGAAAAAAUUCAGCUACUAUCGAAAUAAGUUUAUUCAAUAAGGGAUCUAUGGCAUACAAACCUGACGUUUAUGGUGAUUCGAUAACAGUUCUUCGGAGUAUUGGGACUACAUCUUCUUAUAAAUUAAAGAAUUGGAGAGGCGAAGUGAUUUCAACGAAACGAAACGAACUGAAUAAUAUAUUACGAGCAAUGAAUAUUCAAAUAGACAAUCCUAUUUCUAUAUUAAAUCAAGAUAUAUCCAGAACAUUUUUAGUAUCAUCCAAACCAGAAGAAAAGUAUGAAUUGUUUAUGAAAGCAACGUUACUAGAUAUAAUUGGUAUCAAUUAUAAAGAAGCUAAAUUAAUAUGUGAACAAGAAUAUCAAAAAUUGAGACAGUAUAAUGAGAUUUUAGCAGAUGUUAGAAAAGAGGUAGAAGAACUAAAAAAAAAUAUAAAAAGGGCAGAAGAAAUCGAUAAAUUUCGCGAUGAAGUAAUCGAUCUCGAUAAGGAAUUACUUUGGGCAAUUGCUAUAGCAGAAGAAACAAAGUUACAAAACACUGAACAAGUUUUUAAAAAAUGCCAAGAUACUUUUAAACAAGUUCAAGAUAUAGGAUCAUCUACAGAAUCAAAAGAUAAAGAAAUAAAUACAAAAAUUCAGAAAUUAGAAGAAGAAAUUAAAUCUGCAGAGGAAGAAGUCAAUAAUAAUUCUGAAAUAUAUAAUAAAACAAAACAAGAAUAUAGUACAAAUAAAGACAUGCAUUCAAUUAAAAUACGUGAAUGGCGUUCUGUUCAAAACAAAAUUAAAAGAUUAGAAGAUGAUAUUGGUAUACUUUGCAAGGAAAUACAUAGAUUAGAAAGUGGCGAUAAUGCAGAAAAAAGUGAAAGAAAUGAAAUGAAACAACAAUUAGCUGAAUUAGAACAAAAACUAGAUGAAACUGAGGCGUUAUUACGAACUAAUCAAACUUGUCAAAUGCAUCUGGAAACCGACAAGAUGCGUCUUUUGAAAGAAGUUCAAGCUUCAAAAAUAGAAAUUAAUAAUUGUGAAAAACGUAUAGAAAAAAUUAAAUUAGAUUUAAAUGCAAGGAAAAAAGAUUCUGAUAAUACAUUAACUGUAUUUGGGCGAAAUAUACCACGUCUUUUAAGAAGAAUUGAAGAAGAAUAUAGUAAUGGACGUUUUAGAGAAAAGCCACGAGGUCCACUUGGAGCGUACAUAAAAAUGAAAGAUUCAGCAUGGGCUCCUGCUGUUGAACAUUAUUUAGGAGCAAGUACUUUUAGUACAUUUUGUGUAGAUAACAGUCACGAUGCCAAAGUAUUAAAUACAAUUAUGAGAGAAAUUUAUUUAAACGAAAGAACUCCACAAAUUAUAUGUAGUAAAUUUUAUAAUACUGUUCAUGAUGUCCAUGCACAUUGUACCAAAUCAUCGCAUUAUUCCAAUCUCUUGGAUGCAAUGGAUAUAUCAGAUCCAGUGAUCGUUAAUUGUUUAAUCGAUCAGCGAGAAGUUGAAUGUAUUCUAUUAAUUCCAUCUAGCAAAGAAGCGGCCGAAAUUAUGUCUAAUGCUUCUAAAGUUCCACGGAAUUGUAAAAGGGCUUUCACUCAACGGGGUGAUACGUUCUACCCAGAUCCACACUACAGAAGUUAUGGUGGACCGCGUAGCUUAAAAGCUAGAUUUCUUCAAGUUUCUAUCACAGAUUCUAUUAAUGCUUUGGAAGAAGAGAUUCGUACUAUAGAUAACGAAAAAAAUGCUGCCAUUAUGUCAUACAGAACAGCUAGUGAAAAAGAAAAACGUAUAAGUUCUGAGUUAAGUUCUGUUAGUGCAAAAGUCACAAAACUUCGUACUAUUCAAAAUCAAUGUAAAGCAUCAAUCGCUGAUCUAAAAGAUAAAAUUGAGGAUAAUGAAGCUAUAUCUGUGACUGUUUUUAAAAAUGAAUUAAAUGAGUUGGAGAAGAAAUUACGCCAAGAAAAGUUUGAAGAAUCAAACCUGAAUGCUAAUGUACUUCAAUUACAGAAAACAAUUGAAUCUUUAGAAGAAGAAGUUAAACGUCACAGAGAACUAAGGCAAAAUCUAGAUUCCAAAAUUAAUCCUUUAAAGCAAAGCAUAAAAGAACUACAGAAUGAAAAAGAAGCACUUCAUGCAAAAACUCGUCAUGCUACAAAAAGAUUACUGGUAGCACGCCAAGCUUUACAGAAUGCGACGGCAGAAUUUGAACAGCAGCAAAGAUGUACGGAAAAAGCAAUAUCGGAUGCUAGAAAUCGAUGUGAUAGAAUAGAUACGACAAGGUCAAUUAAUGAGAUUGAAAGAUUGUCUAAAGAUUUGAAGUAUAAAAUCCGUGAAAUAGAACGUAUGUUUGGUUCAAUAAAAGAAUUACGCAAAGAAUUAAAAGAAAAAGAAGCAAAAUUUGGCAAAGAUAUACAUUUGGUUUCUCAAAUUGAAAAAAAUUACCAAAUGCAUUUAGAACGACUAGACUCUCGAAAGAAGUUGUUUCUUAACAUGAAACAUAUGUAUGGCGAAAAAAUUCAGAAUUCGUUCUCAAAUGUGCUUGCUUUACGAAAUAAAAAAGGUAUCAUAAAAAUUGAUCACGCCCGAAAAGUACUUGAACUUGAAGUAUAUUCGCCAAACGAUAAUAAAAGACCAAUUAAUGAUGCAAAGUCAUUAUCAGGUGGUGAAAGAUCAUAUUCCACUGUUGCCUUUAUUUUAGCACUUUGGGAUUGUACCGGAUUGCCUUUUUAUUUUCUUGAUGAAUUUGACGUCUUUAUGGAUAAGGUAAACCGCCGUAUUAUAAUGGACAUUCUUUUGGAUCAUACUAAAAUGCAUCCACAAAGUCAAUUCACAUUUUUGACACCUCUAGACACGUCUAAUAUUCUUGCAGAAGAUUAUGUAACAAUUCAUAAGCUAGCUCCGCCAGAAAGAGGAAGUCAAAAGUAAAAAAAAAAGUAUUUCAUAAUUGAGUACAAGUCACAAUAUUUUAUUUAAAUGUAUUUUUCUAUUGUUUUCGAAUUUUAUAUGAAAUACGUUAAUAUAAUAUAUAUUAGUUAAAAGGCAAAAUACUUAAUUAGAUUAAGUACUGUGUUUGUUGAUUAGAACGUCAACAAUGUGAUUUAUAUCUGUUGAAGUCAAACGUUAAGAGACUACUGUAUAAAGAUAAACUUUAGUAAAUUUCUGAUUAAAAGUGAAACACAUCUUUGACUUAGUUUAAAGACGUCUUGCUAAAUAAAUGCAUGCAGGUAUGUAAAUCAUGUAAGAUAUAUUUUUGUACUCGUAAAAGUAAUAUAUCCGUAGCCAUAGUUUUGUUAAAUAAAAUCCAACCAAAACAAA